Molecule: messenger RNA, 3714 nt
Organism: Castor canadensis (American beaver)
Lineage: Eukaryota; Metazoa; Chordata; Mammalia; Rodentia; Castoridae
Gene: Adam8
Product: ADAM metallopeptidase domain 8
Biological process (GO): regulation of cell-cell adhesion; proteolysis; inflammatory response
Molecular function (GO): cell adhesion molecule binding; metalloendopeptidase activity
Source: RefSeq, a predicted model, not a curated record
CUGCAAACUCUGGUUCUUGGGCAGCCCCACUCUAAGAAGGGUGUUAAGGGCAGGAGCCAGGGCUGUACCCUGAACACCCAUAGGGACCCCUACAGCAAGGCUGGGUCAAGCCUUAAAGGAGCAGCCAAAGCAGCCUGCAUGCCUGCCAUCACCUGUCUGGGUCCUCCCCACCUUCCUCUCCCCGUGAGGCCUUAGAGCCUGGUGGUGGAGGGAGUACCACCUCCCACAAGGUGGGUCAUAUACCCACACUGCCACUUCUUGUCUCUGACGAGACUUUGUUCCCCGGGAAGUGAAGGGGGAGGGAGAUUCCCACCUCUUGAAACCUGGCAGGCAGUUUCUUACAAGUCACUUCCUCUCCAAGAGUCACCUCCGUGCAGCUGGACCCACCCAAGGAGCCUCCAGAGCUCUGGCAACUCCUCCAACUCCUCCAGCCCCGUCAGUUCAGUCCACAAUUAAGGGGGGAGCCAGAAAAAAAAAAGAACCCUCAGGGAUACAGGGAAGCUACGUGGGAGGGGACACGGUCCCACAGGAUGCUCUGGAGCUAUGGGCGCCAGGGGGCAAUGGGAGGGGCGCCCCGCUCCAGGUGACAGCGGCCCGCCCCGGGGCCGUGCGAUUGGCCCGCUCUGAUCUCUGGGCGGGGCGCGAGUAAAGAAAUCCCCGCCGGACACCCCGGGACCCCAGCUUCCCGCGGAGUCCUCCUGGGCAGGACCUGGCCUUACCCGAGCUGCCACCAUGCGUGGCCUCAGGUUCUGGCUGCUCUGCGCUCUGUGGCCACAGGCAAUCACCCUUGGUUCCUCUUUGCCCCAUGUGGAGCAGUACGAUGUAGUGUGGCCCCAGAGGCUGCCUGGACCUCGUGCCCGCCGAGCCCUGCCCUCCCAGUGGGAAUUGUACCCGGAAAGCGUGAGCUAUGUCCUUGGGACUGGAGGACAAACCUUCACCCUGCACCUGCGGAAAAAUAGGGAUCUGCUGGGCUCUGGCUACACAGAGACCUACUCUGUUGCCAAUGGCUCCGAGGUGACAGAGAAGCUUCAUGGACAGGACCACUGCCUCUACCAGGGCCAUGUGGAAGGGCACCAGGGCUCGGCAGCUAGCCUCAGCAUCUGUGCUGGCCUCAGGGGCUUCUUCCAGGUGGGCUCUGCUGUCCACUUGAUUGAGCCUCUGGAUGGGGGCAGUGAGGAAGGGAAGCACGCAGUAUACCAGGCCAAGCAUCUGAAGCAGAAGGCUGGGACCUGUGGCGUCAGCAACACCAGCCUGGACAACCUCCUGGGCACUCGGGUCUUGGCAGCCUUCAGACCUCAGCCCCGGCACUGGCCGCAAUCCCAAGAGACCCGCUAUGUGGAGCUGUAUGUAGUCACAGACAGCAGAGAGUUCCAGCAGUUCAGGACCAGAGAGGCUGUGCGCAAGCGGGUGCUGGAGGUGGUGAACCAUGUGGAUAAGCUGUAUCAGAAACUGAAUUUCCGUGUAGUUCUGGUGGGCCUGGAGAUCUGGAGCAGGGACAAGUUCCACGUCAGCCCUUAUGCCAAUGUCACACUGGAGAACUUCCUGUCAUGGCGGGAGCGGGACCUGCUUAGCCGACACCCCCAUGACAACGUGCAGUUCAUCACGGGGCUGGACUUCUUCGGGACCACCGUGGGACUAGCCAGGGUGUCUGCGAUGUGCUCCCGGGACUCGGGGGCUGUGAACCAGGACCAUAGCCAGAACCCCAUUGGCGUGGCAUCCACUAUGGCCCACGAGCUGGGCCACAACCUGGGCAUGAACCACGAUGAGAAUGUCCCUGGCUGCUACUGCCCUGUGUCGUCAAUGAGCGGCGGCUGCAUCAUGGCGGGCAGCCUCAGCUCCGUAUUUCCCAGGAUAUUCAGCAGGUGCAGCCAGAGUGACCUGCAGUCCUUCAUGGAGAAGCCGCACACCACCUGCGUGGCCAACGCCCCAGACCCCGACCGGCUGGUGGGCGGCCCUGUGUGCGGGAACCUGUUUGUGGAGCGUGGGGAGGAGUGUGACUGCGGUGCCCCUGAGGACUGUCAGAACCCCUGCUGCAAUGCCACUACCUGCCGGCUGGUCAAGGGGGCUAAGUGUGCCCAUGGAGCCUGCUGCCACAAGUGCAAGGUGAAACCGGCAGGUGAGCUGUGCCGCCCCCAGAGAGACGAAUGCGACCUGGAGGAGUCCUGUGAUGGCCAGCAUUCAGCAUGCCCCGAGGAUGCCUUCCGGGAGAAUGGCACUCCCUGCCUUGGGGGCUACUGCUUUAAUGGGAGCUGCCCCAGGAUGACCCAGAGGUGUCAAGAACUGUGGGGGCCAGGUGCCCGGGUUGCAGAUGACACCUGCUUCACCUACAGCAUCCCUCCAGGCUGCAAUGGCAGGAUCCUCCCCAGCGUGGGCGGGGCCAACAGAUGUGGUGUCCUAUACUGUACAGGGGGGCAGAAGCCCCUAGAGCGUGGCUCCUGCACCUUCCCUUCCUACCAGGGCACCUGCCAAGCUCUCCUCAUGGACAGCAGCACUGAAACAUAUGAGCAAGUGCUUGAGGGCACCAAGUGUGAGGAGGGGAAGGUUUGCCAUAAAGGGCGCUGCCAGGAUGUCCAUGUCCUCAGAUCCAAGAACUGCUCUGCCCAGUGCCACAACCAUGGGGUGUGCAACCACAAGGGGGACUGUCACUGUGAUGCAGGUUGGGCCCCACCCUACUGUGCAGAGCUGCUGGCAGAUGUGCACACAGCAUCUGGGAGCCUCCCGGUCAGCGUGCUGGUAGCCCUGGUGCUCCUGGCAGCUGUGAUGGUCAUCUUGGCAGGUGUCAUCAUCCACCGCAAGCCUUGGAGCAGUGUCCAAAGGAGGAAUGUGGCACCCAAGACUAUGGGGCUCUCCAACCCUCUGUUCUAUGAGAGGGGCAGCGGUAUGCCAGUCAAGGGCAAGAUCCCAGGCACCCCAGAGCUGACCUCGACCACCAGCAACAGCCAGCCCCCCAAAUCCACCGUGACCCCGAAGAGGCCUCCUCCUGCCCCUCCAGCUGCCAUAUCCAGUGUGCCUCUUCCAGUUCCUAUCUACACCCAGCAGGUACCUGAUCAGGUCAGACCUGCUCCGCCCACCAAGCCCCUCCCAAAGCUGAAGCCCAAGCAGGUCAAGCCAACCUCCGCACCCCCAAUGCCACCAGUCAAGCCCAGGGUUGGAGGGGCCGUGCCUGGAUUGACUCAGGUGGUUGAUGGCCCAAAGGCUGCCCUGAAGCCCCCUGUGCAGAGGAGGUGACCGGCCACCUCCUGGAGCCCCGCGGGGCAUCUGCGAGCCUGUGGAGGUUUGGAGAAGCGGGGCUCCCGUGAACUGUCCCUAGCGGCCAGUGCCUCUCAGCUCAGGGCUGGGGCUGGUCCCUCAGCCGCUGUUCUGACCUCGGAAUGAAUCCGCCUGAGAGCCGUUGUCCGGCGGGGCCGGUGGCCGCAGGUGGCCACAGUCCCUCUCCCGGCCUCGGCCAGCUUAGCCCGGCGUCCGCAGCGGCGAGGCCGGGAACCGCACCCGAGGACAGGCGGCCUGACACGAGUGUCCGCGAGGGGACUGGCCUGUCCACACCCGACUCCGAGCCCGUGACUCGGGGAGGAAGAGCUCAGGACUCCGCGUCACUUCGGGGACGGGGGCAGAAUGGCUACCGGCCUUGAAACUUGGGGCGCACACUCAGGUUGAAAACUAUUUCUCAAUAAAGAGUUUGUAUUUUGCCAGUGAUCUGUCCACCAAGUUAAAGGG